This is a messenger RNA of Lizanozyma spartinae, 1158 nucleotides long. RefSeq names its product Sut1p (gene SUT1). Gene Ontology annotation, molecular function: zinc ion binding; DNA-binding transcription factor activity, RNA polymerase II-specific. The record is from RefSeq and is a predicted model, not a curated record. NCBI's taxonomy places the organism in Eukaryota, Fungi, Ascomycota, Pichiomycetes, Serinales, Debaryomycetaceae. The transcript has 3 exons. Gene Ontology annotation, biological process: regulation of DNA-templated transcription. The coding region runs from base 1 to 1158 and encodes 385 amino acids.
AUGGGAAUUCAACUCCGAACCGUCAAACACAAUUCCGCCAAAGAAGACUUUCCUAACGUUCACUAUACACCCACACAAUCUCCCUUCCAUGCGACGACACCACCCAGUCAAAAGGAAAAAGUUCCCGCAUCGUCGGCGAUAGUGUUACCUCCAAUCCAUUUUUUACCUACUAUUCACAAAUCGGGUUCUUCCCUCUUACCUCCACUACACAUUGCCAGUCCCAUUAGUCCUCCAUCUUCAUAUGCUAAGUUGACUGAAUAUAACUUGACAUCCAUGGGAAAGAACCCAGAUGCCGUCUCACUUCCAUCAUUAACCAGUUCUGCUUCAAUUGCAUCAUCAUCAGGUUCCAUUUCUCCUAUUGGAUCACCUCACGUUAAAACGAUUAAUAUCUUGAACCAAGCCGCCAAUAUCGUGGCUUCCAAAGAAUCAAAGUCCUUUAGCAUCAAGAACUCUCCUAAAAGACGUCAAAGACUCGGACCCUCUUGCGACUCAUGUCGUGUACGGAAAGUCAAGUGUAAUGCAGACAUUGUCAUUGUGUUGAAGGAUAUGGCAGGUACUGCUGAAACCUCGGCUCUUUACAAUGACGUUGAUUUCACUCCUCUUUUGAAGCAGGAAGUAACUUCAAUCCCAUUAGACACAGAGUAUCUGUUGCUUGCUUCCCACAACAAGUUAAUCAAGUUCAAACCUUGCACAAACUGUACAGCCAGAACUAUUGAUUGUUGUUUCUCCAAAGGGUUUACUAAGGAAGACAUGUUGCACAAAAAACCCUCCGAAACUGUCUCUAGUUUUAGACCACCUGCUUCGGACUUUACAUCUGCAAAGAGUUCUUCGCUUUUGGUAAGUAAGAAACGGAAAAUUAGUGCUGUUGAUUCCGACACGGACACCACCUUGAAACAAAGUCCUAGUGCCUCAAUGACUACAUAUUCUUCACCUGUUGCAUCUGAAAGCCAGGAAGACAAUACUACUGCACCACGAAGUUCUGCUACAACGAUGUCACCAUUGCCCAUCCCUGUUCUUAUCCCCAUCCCUGCCCUCGACGGGUCCCGGAGAUCUAGUUGCGCGGGAUGUCGCAAGCGUAAGGUAAAGUGCGUCUACAACGAGGAAACCAACAUGUGCCAUGGGUGCUUUAAAAAGGGCCACGAGUGUUUGUUCACAUGA